Molecule: messenger RNA, 2378 nt
Organism: Neltuma alba
Lineage: Eukaryota; Viridiplantae; Streptophyta; Magnoliopsida; Fabales; Fabaceae
Product: dof zinc finger protein DOF1.4
Exons: 1
Coding region: 248-1270 (340 amino acids)
Biological process (GO): regulation of DNA-templated transcription
Molecular function (GO): DNA binding; DNA-binding transcription factor activity
Source: RefSeq, a predicted model, not a curated record
GAAUGGCCACAGGUUCUCUCUCUCUCUCUCUCUCUCUCAAUAAUUAGACAUUACACGACCACUCCGAUUUUGUUGCCUUGCUUUUGGAAGAGAAUAUCUACGCUGUCUAGUUAUUUUACCCUAGAGAACGCCUCCUUCUUAUAGUGGAGCUUGCUCUUUGAUUUUCCUUCUUUUCAUCUCAUUUUUCCCUUAUCUUGAUUUUGAUCUCUUGGUGAAGAGGCAGGAGAUAGAUGAUCAAAAGGUGUCGAUGGCUUCCUCUUCUUCUUCCUCAGCUGCUAAUUCUCAUCAUCAAAGGGUUAUGGAAAAGCCAAACCAAGAACUUCUUCAACAGCAACAAGAAGCUCUCAAGUGUCCUCGAUGUGACUCAUCAAACACCAAGUUCUGUUACUAUAACAAUUACAGCUUGUCUCAGCCUAGACAUUUCUGUAAAGCCUGCAAGCGAUACUGGACUCGAGGAGGUACCUUAAGGAAUGUUCCUGUUGGUGGAGGUUGCAGAAAAAACAAGCGUGUGAAGCGUCCUUCUUGUUCUUCUUCAGCUUCAGAAACUCAUCAUAAUAUUAAUAUUACUACACCUUCUUCUAAUUCUUCUUCUUCUUCUUCUUCUACUGUUGCUGGUGUCUCAGCUGUUUCAAACCCUCCUUCACAGUCUCGUCAGAUCGAUGUGGGUGCUUCCACCUCCAAUCACAUCAGUCCUUUAUUUUAUGGCAUGAAUCUUCCGUUUCCAAGGUUCAAUUCCAGUUCUGGGUUUGAUCAUCUUCAUCUUCAUCAACCUCAGAUUAAUCACCAUUCUCUUGGAUUAGAUUUCUCAGAUAAUGGUUACCGAAAUGGGUUUUCUUCAAAUCAUACACUUCUUUCAAGUUAUACCUCUUCCAUCUUUGCUAAUUCUUCUUCAACAUCCAUAACCACAUCCAGUACUGCUCCCCCUCCUUCUAUUAUGGCUUCACUGUUAAGCUCCUCGAAUCUGCAGCAACAAAAGUUCAUCAAUAGUGGGGCUGAUAACAGUACUUUUCAGGGGUUCGGACGAUUAGAAGAACUGGCAAUAGCAGGCAAUAAUGAUAAUAAUAGCACAAAUACAGCUUUAAAAGAAGUGAAAUCUGUGGUGGAAGAUGAAAACAGGUUUCUGGGGUGGCAAAAUAACCAGAUCGAUCAUCAAGCAGGCUUGUCUGAUCCUUCAUCACUUUACUGGAACGCUGCAACAGCUUUGGGUUCUACUUGGAAUGAUCAAACCAAUAUUGGUCCUCAGUCACUUCUCUCAUCUGAUCUACAAUAAUAUAACCACAGGAUCAGAUCCAUCAUUUUCAUCUUUGUCCUCUCUCUCUCUCUCUCUCUCUAGCUCUGCCUCGUUUGAAGUCAUCUUUUGGUCCUUUUCUUCAGCUUUAGCCUCUUAGAAUUUCGGUUAUUGAUUACUUUGGGAAAACUACUACUACUUCUUUUUCUUAAUCUGGGUCGUCAAAAUGUGGGUGUGGGUUUACUUAUUACACAAAAGAGAUCAAAAAAAAUGUUAGGGUGAAAGAUGAGAGAAGCAUGGAUCGGAGCGAUCAUGUCAGCUGCAAGUAUUAGUCUUCGGCCUGUAAGUUUUAUGAGUCAAGGUUGAGGAAUAUAUAUUGCUUAUUACAAUUGCGCUGAGAGGAACCUCGGAUCCUCUUCUCUCAUACCAGUGAUGUAUCUAUGGAGAUCAAAAGGAGAAGAUUCUAAUCAUUUUGCUGCAAUUUCUCCAUAUGAUCCAAUAAGUUAAUUAUAUUGGUCUUUGUCAUGUGUACAUAUGCAAUCACAUGUCCUUUAAUUCUUAUGAUCUUUUUCUUGAUUUCUAAUGUAGUUUGAUUGCUUAUUGGGUGGAAAUUAGUUUGCUGGGCUUUAUGUCUAAUCUAGCUAGGUAUAUGCAAUAUGGCAUGUUCUGAAUUUUGGUUUUAUUUUGUUUGUUUUGAAUGGUCAGGGGAAAUGGGGAUAUAGGGUAAAAUGGGGUAUAGGAGAGGGAGAUUAUUAUUUACUUGGAUUUGGGUGAUUCAUUUGUAUGUGGGGGUGAUGGUUUGGCUCAUAUUGUUCAACUUUAAUGUACUUCUUUUGCUCUUUUGGUAUUUCCAAGGAACAAUGACACUUCUGAGGAAAAUUGCUGUUUUGAAAUACAGAUAAUUCAUCUGCUUUUGGACCAUUAUUAAUGCUCACAUUUAAACCUACUGAUCCGAGAAUGCUGAUAUGGUGUGUAUUCUUGUAAGUCGGGACUGGAGAAUCCGGCCAAAAAUUGUACUGAACAGUAGAAAUUGAACGAAGGACUUGGACUCUUGUGUUGUGUCCGGAAGUGAGAAGGAACUUUGUAUUGGAAUGUAUGGCCUUUAUCACGUUUCAAGUUAUUUAGAAUCAAGUACUAUAUACAUGGCUUU